Messenger RNA from Beauveria bassiana ARSEF 2860, 1158 nucleotides. Its product is annotated as 37S ribosomal protein S24. The record is from RefSeq and is a predicted model, not a curated record. Gene Ontology annotation, cellular component: mitochondrial small ribosomal subunit. The transcript is spliced from 2 exons. The coding region runs from base 1 to 1158 and encodes 385 amino acids. NCBI's taxonomy places the organism in Eukaryota, Fungi, Ascomycota, Sordariomycetes, Hypocreales, Cordycipitaceae. Gene Ontology annotation, molecular function: structural constituent of ribosome. Gene Ontology annotation, biological process: mitochondrial translation.
AUGGCUUCCGCUCCCCGCGUCGCGAGGUUAUGCGCCGCCGCCUGCAGACGAGCGGUACCUCAAUUGGCACAGCACCGCGUGAUGACCAUGGCCGGCCCAAGGGCUGCUGUCGCAUUCAGCACGAGCACGAUGCGUGCCGCCGAGCGAACUUUUGACGGUGACGAAGGUGGCGAGAGCGCGCCUGUUGAAUUGAAGGAGCUCGACAAGGCCUUUAUGGACCGCGCCACCCCAGAGGGCUUGAGGCAGCUCGACCAGCUCGCCAAGCUCAACGGCCACAACAGCAUCGAGGCGUACCUCGACGACAAAUUACGCUACACGGCGGGCUUUUCGACGCAAGACAAACUACUCACAGACGAAUUGGUCGUUGAAGACUCUCCGGCCAAACCUGACUACAAGGCGUUUUGGUACGACGAAGACGACCCAGACACCUUUUCCGAGGAGCACGACGAAUUCAAGGAGGACGACAUGAUGUCCAUGGCACACAACAAGCUGAAAGAAAUCCGCGAGAUGCGACAGUAUACGAGACUGGCCGUUUGGGAGAUGCCACUUCUCUCGAAACUCGCCAAGCCCUUUGAACUCCCCAAAGAAGACCACGUACUGCGGUGGCGAUACACGACAUACAUGGGCGAAGCGCACCCGGCCGAGAGCAAGGUCGUGGUGCAGUUUGCGCCGCAGGACCUGGGCCUGACGGAGGUGCAGACGGACAAGCUGCGCAAGCUGGCGGGCGCGCGCCUCAACCCCGAGACGGACGUGAUCAAGAUGAGCAGCGGCCGCUUCGAGCACCAGGCGCAAAACAAGCGGUACCUGCAGCAGCUGGUGGGCGCGCUCGUGGCCGAGGCCAAGGACCCACGGGAUACCUUUGCGGACGUGGCCCUCGACACGCGCCACCACUACCGCGCGACCAAGGCGGGCAAGAAGUCGAAGCCCAAGUUUCCCGCCGCGUGGCGCAUGACGGCGAAGCGUCGGACGGAGCUGGCCGAGCUGCGCGCGCAGGCCGGCCGCGCGGAGGCGCAGCGGCUCGAUGAGGGCCGCGUCGUCGACGGGCAGCAAAAGAUUGACGGGUACCUGAUGCAGAGGCUGGCGGAGGAGCAGGCAAAGGCGGCUGCUGAGCCGGUGCCUGUUCCUGCGGGUCGCGGUCCGGCCCGCGCGAGGAGAUGA